AUGAUUAAAAACUUUAAACAGAAUUUCAGUAUGACAACUUCGUCGGCACAACAUACUCCCGUAAAGAAUCUAUGGAAAAUAUAUGCACCAGCUCUAGGCCUUUACAUACGUUCUACACCCAGAUUUAUCCUUUAUCAUCAUACAAAAUGUACACUAAUGACAACAUCAAAUGUGAAUCGAUCUAUACUCAAACAAAUAUUUCUUUCAUUUCGAACAAUGUUUUAUCGCGAACGACCACAUCUGGUUGGUGUAGAUAAAUCAGGUAAUCGAUAUUUUGAAGCACCACCAAAUAAAGCGAGUGAACAUACUCAUUUGUCAAAAUUACCAAAGAGAUUUUUUCUAAUGCCUGGACAAAAUGGAUUAGAAUGCUCACUUGGGAAUAUGGAUGUAGAAUUAUCAUCUAUACCACCUGAAUGGUAUUCAUGGUUGAGACAUCGACGUUCUCAUCCACCUACAGAAGAAGAAAUAGAAGCUAAUGCUGUAUCUAUGAGCAACCGUCUUAGUCGCGCAGCAGAAUUAGAGAUAAAACAUAAUGAAGAACGUGAAGAAAUGAUUAAACAAGGAUUAUUACAUACUACUGAUAAAAUGGAAUCAUCUAAUAUUCAUAAUAAAUCUUCAUUUCCUAUUUAUUCAGAUUUACAAAUUUCUCCAGACAAAAAUAAUAAAAAUACAAAAUAG
Schistosoma spindalis is the source of this 678-nucleotide messenger RNA. The record is from the annotation of a GenBank genome assembly. Lineage: Eukaryota; Metazoa; Platyhelminthes; Trematoda; Strigeidida; Schistosomatidae.